GUACUCCACAAACAAUCCUCAAAAAAGAAAACACUUCCAUCAUAAACCAGAGAGAGAGAGAAAGAAUAAGAGAAAGAGAGAUAAAAUGGCGUACAGCGCGUGUUUCCUACACCAGAGCGCACUAGCCUCCUCAGCCGCACGAUCAUCGUCUCCCAACUCAUCCCAGCGCCACUUGUCACUCUCCAGACCCGUUCAGAUAGUCUGUAAAGCACAACAGCACCAUCAAGAGGAUAACUCCGCUGUCUCUCGCCGUCUAGCUCUCACACUCUUGAUCGGCGCCGCCGCCGUUGGUUCCAAAGUAUCACCCGCUGAUGCAGCCUACGGUGAAGCUGCAAAUGUGUUUGGGAAGCCAAAGAAGAACACAGACUUCACGGCAUACAGUGGAGAUGGAUUCAUUGUGCAGGUGCCAGCUAAAUGGAACCCAAGCAGAGAGGUAGAGUAUCCAGGACAAGUCCUUAGGUACGAAGACAACUUUGACGCCACUAGCAAUCUCAAUGUCAUGGUCACUCCUACUGACAAGAAGUCCAUCACUGACUACGGUUCCCCUGAAGAGUUCCUCUCUCAGGUCAACUAUCUCCUAGGUAAACAAGCUUACUUUGGUGAGACUGCCUCUGAGGGAGGUUUUGACAACAAUGCAGUGGCGACAGCAAACAUUCUGGACACAAACAUUCAGGACGUUGGUGGGAAGCCAUACUAUUACUUGUCAGUGUUGACAAGAACAGCAGAUGGAGACGAAGGUGGUAAGCAUCAGCUGAUCACAGCCACCGUGAAUGGAGGGAAGCUAUAUAUCUGCAAAGCGCAAGCUGGAGACAAGAGGUGGUUCAAGGGAGCCAAUAAGUUUGUUGAGAAAGCAGCCACUUCUUUCAGUGUUGCUUAAAUUGAAAAGCAACACAACAGAAGAGUCCUCUGUUUUUCUUUUGAAACUAAGCUUUUGAGAACUAUCUAGAUAAUGAUGCUACCUAGGAAGCUUCACCUGUGUACCUGUGAUAACAGAACUCAUUUGCAAUAAUGAUAUUAUUAAUUAAUAGUCAAAAGUCUUUGUUA
Molecule: messenger RNA, 1044 nt
Organism: Raphanus sativus (radish)
Lineage: Eukaryota; Viridiplantae; Streptophyta; Magnoliopsida; Brassicales; Brassicaceae
Product: oxygen-evolving enhancer protein 2, chloroplastic
Exons: 4
Coding region: 86-877 (263 amino acids)
Biological process (GO): photosynthesis
Cellular component (GO): extrinsic component of membrane; photosystem II oxygen evolving complex; photosystem II
Molecular function (GO): calcium ion binding
Source: RefSeq, a predicted model, not a curated record